GCGCUUUCUGCCGCCCGCGCCGUGCCCGCCUUUUCCUUAGCCGCCAGGCCCCAGCACAGAGGCUACCACGAAAAGGUGCUCGAUCACUACUCCAACCCCCGCAACGUCGGCACCAUGAACAAAAACGACGAGGACGUCGGCACCGGGCUUGUGGGCGCGCCUGCAUGCGGCGACGUCAUGAGAUUGCAGAUCCAGGUGGACGAGGCCACGGGCGUCAUCAAGGACGUCAAGUUCAAGACCUUUGGAUGCGGCUCGGCCAUUGCGUCGUCCUCGUACGUCACGGAGCUCGUCAGGGGCAUGACCCUCGAGGAAGCCAUGACCAUCAAGAACACCGCCAUCGCCAAGGAGUUGUCGUUGCCGCCCGUCAAGUUGCACUGCUCCAUGUUGGCCGAGGACGCCAUCAAGUCUGCAGUCAAGGACUACAAGACCAAGCGCGCCAAUGCCGUCAAGCAGCCCACCUUGGGUGCGGCCGUGGCCUAA
Messenger RNA from Metschnikowia bicuspidata var. bicuspidata NRRL YB-4993, 480 nucleotides. It is a transcript of the gene ISU1, whose product is annotated as iron-binding protein. Gene Ontology annotation, molecular function: ferrous iron binding; 2 iron, 2 sulfur cluster binding. The record is from RefSeq and is a predicted model, not a curated record. The annotation marks the transcript as partial. Gene Ontology annotation, cellular component: mitochondrial matrix; cytoplasm. Gene Ontology annotation, biological process: intracellular iron ion homeostasis; iron-sulfur cluster assembly. Lineage: Eukaryota; Fungi; Ascomycota; Pichiomycetes; Serinales; Metschnikowiaceae. The transcript has a single exon.